Nomascus leucogenys (northern white-cheeked gibbon) is the source of this 2183-nucleotide messenger RNA. It is a transcript of the gene PABPC3, whose product is annotated as poly(A) binding protein cytoplasmic 3. The record is from RefSeq and is a predicted model, not a curated record. Lineage: Eukaryota; Metazoa; Chordata; Mammalia; Primates; Hylobatidae. Gene Ontology annotation, cellular component: ribonucleoprotein complex. Gene Ontology annotation, molecular function: RNA binding.
ACUCCUCCAACGGAAAGGUCGCGGCCUGUGUCCCUGCGGGCAGCCGUGCCGAGAAUGAACCCCAGCACCCCCAGCUACCCAACGGCCUCGCUCUACGUGGGGGACCUCCACCCCGACGUGACUGAGGCGAUGCUCUACGAGAAGUUCAGCCGGGCGGGGCCCAUCCUCUCCAUCCGGGUUUGCAGGGACGUGAUCACCCCCCACUCCUCCAACUACGCCUAUGUGAACUUCCAGCACCCGAAGGACGCGGAGCAUGCUCUGGACACCAUGAAUUUUGAUGUUAUAAAGGGCAAGCCAUUACGCAUCAUGUGGUCUCAGCGUGAUCCAUCACUUCGCAAAAGUGGAGUGGGCAACAUAUUCGUUAAAAAUCUGGAUAAAUCCAUUAAUAAUAAAGCGCUGUAUGAUACAGUUUCUGCUUUUGGUAACGUCCUUUCAUGUAAGGUGGUUUGUGAUGAAAAUGGUUCCAAGGGUUAUGGAUUUGUACACUUUGAGACACGUGAAGCAGCUGAAAGAGCUAUUGAAAAAAUGAAUGGAAUUCCCCUAAAUGAUCGCAAAGUAUUUGUUGGACGAUUUAAGUCUCGUAAAGAACGAGAAGCUGAACUUGGAGCUAGGGCAAAAGAGUUCCCCAAUGUUUACAUCAAGAAUUUUGGAGAAGACAUGGACGAUGAGCGCCUUAAGGAUCUGUUUGGCAAGUUCGGGCCCACCUUAAGUGUGAAAGUGAUGACUGAUCAAAGUGGAAAAUCCAAAGGAUUUGGAUUUGUAAGCUUUGAAAAGCAUGAAGAUGCACAGAAAGCUGUAGAUGAGAUGAAUGGAAAGGAGCUCAAUGGAAAACAAAUUUACGUUGGUCGAGCUCAGAAAAAAGUGGAACGGCAGACGGAACUUAAGUGCAAAUUUGAACAGAUGAAGCAAGAUAGGAUCACCAGAUACCAGGUUGUUAAUCUUUAUGUGAAAAAUCUUGAUGAUGCUAUUGAUGAUGAACGUCUCCGGAAAGCGUUUUCUCCAUUUGGUACAAUCACUAGUGCAAAGGUUAUGAUGGAAGGUGGUCGCAGCAAAGGAUUUGGUUUCGUAUGUUUCUCCUCCCCAGAAGAAGCCACUAAAGCAGUUACAGAAAUGAACGGUAGAAUUGUGGCCACAAAGCCAUUGUAUGUAGCUUUAGCUCAGCGCAAAGAAGAGCGCCAGGCUUACCUCACUAACGAGUAUAUGCAGAGAAAGGCAAGUGUACCAGCUGUGCCCAACCCUGUAAUCAACCCCUACCAGCCAGCACCUCCUUCAGGUUACUUCAUGGCAGCUGUCCCACAGACUCAGAACCAUGCUGCCUACUAUCCUCCUAGCCAAACUGCUCAACUAAGACCAAGUCCUUGCUGGACUGCUCAGGGUGCCAGACCUCAUCCAUUCCAAAAUAAGCCCGGUGCUAUCCGCCCAGCUGCUCCUAGAGUACCAUUUAAUACUAUGAGACCAGCUUCUUCACAGGUUCCACGAGUCAUGUCACCGCAGCGUGUUGCUAACAAAUCAACAAAGACAGUGGGUCCACGUCCUGCAGCUGCUGCUGCUGCAGCUACCCCUGCUGUGCACACGGUCCCACGGUAUAAAUAUGCUGCGGGAGUUCGCAAUCCUCAGCAACAUCUUAAUGCACAGCCACAAGUUAAAAUGCAACAGCCUGCUGUUCAUGUACAAGGUCAGGAAACUUUGACUGCCGCCAUGUUGGCAUCUGCCCCUCCUAAAGAGCAAAAGCAAAUGUUGGGUGAACGGCUCUUUCCUCUUAUACAAGCCAUGCACCCUACUCUUGCUGGUAAAAUCACUGGCAUGUUGUUGGAGACGGAUAAUUCAGAACUUCUUCAUAUGCUCGAGUCUCCAGAGUCACUCUGUUCUAAGGUUGAUGAAGCUGUAGUCGUACUACAGGCCCACCAAGCUAAAGAGGCUGCCCAGAAAGCAGUUAACAGUGCCACCGGUGUUCCAACUGUUUACAAUUGAUCAGAGACCACUAAAAGAAAUUUGUGCUUCACCGAAGAAAAACAUGUAAACAUCGAGAAACUUAAAUACUAUGGGAAAAAAAUUGCAAAAUCUAAAAUAAAUAAAAAAUGGAAAGGAAACUUUGAACCUUAUGUACCGAGCAAAUGCCAGGUCUAGCAAAUAUAAUGCUAGUCCUAGAUUACUUAUUGAUUUAAAAACAAAAAAAAAAUUAC